Molecule: messenger RNA, 4712 nt
Organism: Mercenaria mercenaria
Lineage: Eukaryota; Metazoa; Mollusca; Bivalvia; Venerida; Veneridae
Exons: 7
Coding region: 44-706 (220 amino acids)
Biological process (GO): monoatomic ion transport
Cellular component (GO): membrane
Source: RefSeq, a predicted model, not a curated record
CGCUACGAUUCUUUACAAACGAGCAUCCGAGUCGUUAGAUAUCAUGUAUGUGGCACCGACCAUUGUUCUUGUUGGCGUUUCAAUGUCUUCAUUUUUCUUUGGAGAUCAACUAUCUUCUCGUAUAGCAGUCGUCACUGGCUCCUUGACUCAGAUAAUUUUGCAGUGGGCGGGAGUAUACGGGAAACUACCUCCUGUUUCUAGUUUAUCACUUCUGGAUAUUUGGAUGUUAAGUAACCUGGUGUUUGUAGGAGCUGUGUUAUUUGUUAACGCGAUAAUAUACCACGCUGUCAUUAAAUCAAACAAGGCGAAACAAAAGAAAAGUAAGCAAGAUAGUCAAAAGAAGGGAGAGUAUGAACAUCUGGUUCGUCUGACAUUGAUUUGUAAAAUCAUGGUGACAGGGAAACCUGAUGAAACCAAUGAAAGCGAUUUAACCGCUGAAGACUGGAAGAAGAAGAUUAAAGAACUUGCUUAUCCUGAGAACACGUCGGACCAAAACAACCCUGAGAACCCGCCGGACAUAAACAGUGGAGGCAGACAACUGACGAAUCCUGAUGGAGCCAAUGAAAGCAGUUUAUCCCUUCAAGUAGAGUCUGAGAGAGUUCACAAGUUUUGUCGUAAACACGCUAACGCUAUUGCUUUCAUCUGUUCCGCAUUGGUCUACAUGGUAUUUCUCCUUGUAUUUAUUUUUGUUUUUUGGAAGAAAUAAACAACGGAGGAAAUGCUGAUGUCAGAAUCAGGAAGAAAUCAUACAUCUUAUACAUACAGUAGUGUUAAAACAAACCAUUGUGGUAAUGUUGUACCAAAAACAGAUUGUGUUUUCAAAACACAUGAGGAUAAAUGUAAUUAUAAAAAACGGUUAAACAAUAAUUGCGGUAGCAAAUAAUGACUAGAGCAUAUAUAUACAUCACAGACAUUUGGUUGUACAAAUGGCCAUACAACUGUAGAAUUAAAUAUGGCAUCUGAUUCAAGAUUAUGGCUCAGACAUAUGUCUUGAAAUGUCAUGAAGUUCGAAAUUCCAAUAAAAAUAAAGGAAAUGGGCCCAUAAUGACACUCGUCAAUUUUCGUAAGAUUACGUAAUCUCGUUAGGCAAAAAAAAACGGCAUUGUUCGUACGUAGUUCCAGUUCCACGCACACAUGGCUUUCCGUAAAAAGCCGGAGCAUGCCGAACUCGCAUAUGCAGAAUACGUAAUUUGCCGAUAGUAAUUACACGUCCAUUUCUUUAAUGUGUCGUCAGCUUUUAUGCUUUCAUACAAUUAUGAACGUAAACAUAUUUUUUUACAUGUGUGGUUUUUAUUUCCACUUCGUGUUAUUUAUGUCAAACUAUAACGUUUUGAGCAUAUUGAACUAUUGCAUUUCAUGUUCGAUUGAUUUCAAAGGACUGCAUAUGUAAGAAAUAUUUUUAAAAAAUAUAAAUAUGUUCAAUCACAAAUAUUUAUUUGAGUAACUUAUGUUAGAAAUUACUUAAAUAAUUUUAAAGAACAAGCAUAACUCUUAGACUAGUUCUGCCCAAAAGUUCUCAAGAAAUAGUUCGUUAUGGAAAAAAAACAACGUUUUAUCUACACCAUGGUCCAAACAUUUCAAAAUUAAUAUGAUCAGAAGUAAAAUGUGUUCAGUUUGAUUCACAUCUAAAUUAUCACAAACUACCGAUAAUGUAUAUAACACGUUUUGCUUUCUAGAUCAUACAGAUCAUAUAUUUUUUCAACUUUUUCCCUUUUUGAAAUGUGUGAAUGUUUUCUUUGGUAUUGAACACUGUGUAUGUACAUAAUGUAUUGUUAUGAUAUUUACAUCAAUAUAGUAUUACAACAAGCUUUAGUACAUGGUAAAGUCAAAACUUUGUUAAGACAUUCGUAUUUGUUAGAUAAAUGAAUAAUUCACUCCGCAAGCAUAUAACCUCUUCGUGUUGGUUCAUGGUUCUGCUAUACAUUAUUUCUUAAAUAAAUCAUUAUAUUUGAUUAGAUUCAUACAAGCCUGACUAGAACGCUAAUUAUCAGAGAUCUUAUCUUAUUAGGCAAAUGCUCAGCGAUAAAUAAAAAGCAAGGCCAAAGUCCAACAGGAAAAACUACAUUCAAGGAACACAGCCGCCAAUACUCAUUAAAUACAUUUUUUAUUAUAUAUAUAUACGUCAAUUCUUUAUAAGCUGUGGCUUGUAUUUCACAACUUAAUACGUACAGACAGAAAACAAAUUUCGUAUUUUUCUGAAAAUCUUGUAUUGUGCAUGUGGCCGUACUAUUUUCACUGAUAAUCAUACUGUUUGCUUUUUCAAUUUCUGUAAAUAGUGCACAUAAGAGUUUUAUCAUCUUUGCUACAAAACAGUAAACGGCUUGGCAAAAUUCACGAGAAUCAAAUGCAAUAUCUCAGCUGAAGCUGCUACAGUACUGCUGUAUAAAUUCUGACACAAAAGACAAUUGUUGAAAUAAUGAAAGCCUAGCUGAAGCGACUUCGUAGAAGAAAAAAAAUCACAACCUCUCUAAGAAAUUGCAGCUUUACAGUAUUUUUUUGUAUUCAAGAUGAACUUUAUAAAUUCACAGUUGAUUAAUAUAUCACUUAGGUUAUACACAACCCAUGUAUAAAUAUUUAUCGUCAUGUUUAUCUCUAUAUUUGGAUAUUUGAUUAUUAUACUUUUGUUUACAAUUUAAUUUCAUUUUUUGUUGCACUGUCUGAAAAAUCAUGAAUUAAGAACUAUGUACUUCUUUAUUUAAAAUUACAACAUAUAUGCCGGGCAAACACUAAAUUUAUAUAUUGAUUCUUACCUUAUUUUGUUACAAAAUAUUUUGAGUGGUUGGACAGAGUUUUAAUCUAUUGCCACUAAUAUCAAAUUACAUGUACAUAAAGGUUUGAUUUAAUUUUAUUCCACAUAUAAAUCAAACUGUGGACUGAUUUCUUGGGAGCAUAAUCAAGAUAUGGUCAAAACAAAACAUGACAUCUUGAUUUGUAAUGAAACUGGCAGCAGUUAAAUUGUGUAAAUGACAAUAUACGAUUUCUUUUGCAUCUGGACAAGACACUUUUAUGUGACCGCUCAUUGUCUUAAUUAGUUUAUUUCUUUUACAGUAUUUAAGUCUUGAUCAACUGUUCAAGAAAAUGAUUCUUUGUGACGUUUGGUAACGAGAGUAAAACAUUAUGUCUGGUAAUGGUUUACAGCAAUACGGUUUCAUCCAUUUAUGUCAUGACUAAAAUGUGUAACAUAUUGUCUGCCCAAGCACGCCUGGUAAACUACAGAGCUACCUCUAUGCGGUAUACGGUAAACUACUCUGUCGCAACGUCCGAGGUAGUGCGCGUCGCGAUAAAAGAACAUCAACAAAGGUGAGGAUUUAACUUUACAGAGAACCUUAAGUUAGAUCAUUCAUUCUUAAUUUGUGGUCGUGGUGAAGUAUACCAACAAGAUGAUUUAGCAGUGAAUUUGGCCAUUUCGUCAUAAGAAUAACUGUUAAAGGUGGUCAAUCACAUUUAAUCAACAUUUAAUGACAUUUUUUACUUUUUGUAUAUUCUGGUAGAGAAUUAUUUAAGGAACAAAAAGACCGAUUACAUAGAGUUAGAUUCCUAUUUGAAAUGUAUAUUUUAUCAUUUUUAUAAAAUUUUGUAAUUACUCCCCUUUAAUAUGAAAGUAUAUAAAAAGCUGGGUAUUUCUUUUUAUUUCGAUACAAUGUCUAGUUUUACAUUUGCAUUUGAUAGACAUAUCAACUAUUGAACAAUCUGAACCAAAAUGCAAGUUUUAAAGCUGUGUGUAGCUUCUGAAUUCAUUUAUUUCCAAUCUAUCUUGGUUGCGCAACCAAGAUAGGCAAAGGGAGGUAAUAAUAAUUUUUCAAACUUGCGUUUCUAAUGAAUUCCAUCUAAAUACAUAUUUUUUAAUGCAAAUAUUUUACAAAUAUAUUACAAUAUGUCUAAUAUUUAUACAUUUCCUUAGGCAAAGUAUGUUUAUCAAAUUUAUACUUAUGAUAAAAUAACUCUAUCUUGGUUGGGCAACCAGGAUAGGAAAAUGAAAUUUUAAAAAUACCUCCAGUGAAAAUCUAAUUUGUAUUAAGUGUUAAGUGAACAUAAAUGAGUGUAAAUGAUCAGAUGCUAAAGUUUCGAACAAAUCCGUUACAUGGCCAAAAUCUGAUUAUCUACCAUUAAUUGAAUUUUGAUUUGAUAUAUCAUGCCUUUUCCCAUUAAAUCUUAAAAUUAUUUAGUUUUACACGCUUGUAUCAUCUUAAUUUGCGUGAAUUAUAAGACCGAUGGGUUUGGUGCUUUCAAAUUGGCUCUUUCAGCCAAAUAGACGUUUUAUCUAUGUUUUGGUUUGAUACAAACUUGUACAAAAUGUUUAUCUUGAUGAUUCCUAUGCCAAGUUUGAAACUGGGUCAUGUGGGUCAAAACCUAGGCAACAUUCAUAUCUAAGGAAAACCUUGUUAACACUGUAGAGGCCACAUUUAUGAUCCUAUCUUCAUGAAACUAGGUCAGAGUGAUUAUGCUGAUGAUUCCAAUAACAAGUUUAACAGGUGAGCAAUAUAGGGUCAUGUGACCUUCUUGUUUAAAUUUUUAGUUAAUUUGGAAAUGGUUUAAAGAAAGAAAUAGCCUUUCUAUGCCUUCAGUUGCGCUUAGUGUUGCAUGCAUAUUUUAAUAUGUUUCUUUAAUUUGUUUUUAUUAGUAAACAUAUUCAUUUGUAAUUUGUGUAUAAUUAUGUGAAAUUAACAUAGUCUAAAUCUGUUUUUCUUUUUUCAAAUGUGAAUAUGUGUCAA